AUGAUUUGCACAGCCAGCAGCCGGAGGGAUAAUGCAUCUUCUUUUACGAGUUGUACCUUAGAUGAACAUGACCCGCUAUGGCUGCGAAUCGAGGCUAUAUCAACGGAGAUAAGUGCGAAGACGAAUACGGUGCCGUUUCAGAGGCAGGGUCCUCGAACGAAUGAAUUUGAACACGAGUUCUCGGUUUUCGAACCGGAACCGGAACCUUAUGGAGUGUUGCCUGGGAUCGAAGGGGUGCUUUUCGCGGCGAUCGAGGGACUGAAAACAGAAGUGUUACAAGGGCAACAAGAUGAGGGAGAUACACCCGGUAUCGAAGAAGGACAAUGUCAACAAGAGGACUCGCGACGAGUCUGUGAAGAUGCUCCAAUUGAGGCUAGAAGGGCAAUACAUGAUACCCGCGAUUUGAGGAAUGUCGAUGACGCCGCUGGAGAUGCCCACACGGAGGACGACCCGGAACGACAUGAUGACGAAAUGAAUGUCCCAAAUGCAGCGGACAAGGACGGAGAAGUGUCGAGUGAGACUGCACGAGAUAAUGAGGAUGAAUCGGAUACCAGCGACGGUACGCACGCCAUCGCGAUUCCUGAGCAACAAACCAAGUCUAUGGAGGUUUCACCGCAAGAGCGAGAAAUCAUCAUCGACACAACAGAUGUCCCGAUUGAAGCGGACAAUGAGAGAAAGGCAUCGAGUGAAGCUGCACGAGACGAGAAGAAAGAUUUGGAUAUUAACGACGAUGAGCCUGCGAUCGCAGCCCCGACACGGCAGAGUGAGCCCAUCGAGGCUUCACCCCAGAAGCGAGAAAUCAUCGUCGAUAACGGCCAUGACUCUAUAACAGGCAGAUAUCCCUUAUUUGAGCUACUUACUUUAUCAACGACUUCCGGUGCUAUUAACGUGGCUGUUGUACCGCAGCCGGCUGACCCUAUAAACCCCGAUGAACCGGCUAGAUUGCGGAUUCGGUCACAGUCCGGGAGUAUCGCUGUCUCUUUUACUGCACCAGCGGUAGCAUCUAUACCAGAGUUGGAAAAUCAGAUGGUUGGAUGUGCAGAAUAUGGAAACGGGAAGUACCAGAACCCACAUACUCUUCCCCUUCGUCCGUACGAGAUCGAAAUCGAGACCGAUAGUGGCACCAUCUCUGGACGCUUCAUCGUCUCUACAUCUGUGCACCUCUCCACCAAGAGCGGAAGUAUCAACGCAAACCUCAUCCCGAUCGCAUCCGACCUUGAGCAAAGUAUAUCCAUCUUCACUCAGACAACAUCCGGGAGCCAGCAUAUUCACCUUACGAAUCCCGUCUACCUGUACAGCUCCCAACGAGAUGGAUCAAGGUCGAGUGCAACCCGAGCGCCCGCAGCUCAUUUCAGUCACGGUGGAGGCAGUAUGCAGAUUAGGUAUCCGUCUGAUUGGGUCGGGAUUGUACGUGCACCGCCGGGGUCUGGGAGUACUAAUCUGGUUGGACAGGGAAUGAACGUUGUUCGGAGAGAAGAUGGGUCUGUAGAAGGAUGCAAAAGCGGUGAUGGGAGAGGAGAUUGGUGGGGAGCGUCGGGUAUGGAUGUUUCUCUGGGGUCAAGGGGGGCUGCGAUGUUUCUUGUUGGGUGA
Aspergillus ruber CBS 135680 is the source of this 1590-nucleotide messenger RNA. RefSeq lists its product as uncharacterized. The record is from RefSeq and is a predicted model, not a curated record. The transcript is spliced from 3 exons. Bases 1 to 1590 code for a protein of 529 amino acids. Lineage: Eukaryota; Fungi; Ascomycota; Eurotiomycetes; Eurotiales; Aspergillaceae.